This is a messenger RNA of Centruroides sculpturatus (bark scorpion), 1712 nucleotides long. RefSeq names its product protocadherin-like wing polarity protein stan. The coding region runs from base 156 to 1712 and encodes 518 amino acids. The transcript is spliced from 7 exons. Gene Ontology annotation, cellular component: membrane. Gene Ontology annotation, biological process: adenylate cyclase-activating G protein-coupled receptor signaling pathway. Lineage: Eukaryota; Metazoa; Arthropoda; Arachnida; Scorpiones; Buthidae. Gene Ontology annotation, molecular function: G protein-coupled receptor activity. The record is from RefSeq and is a predicted model, not a curated record.
UAUAUCAAAUUAGUAGUUUAAUUAUCUAAUUAAUAGCAUUAUUAUAGCCCGUUAAUAAUCCAAUAAAUUAGAUGUUUCCAUGUUUGUAUAACUUUUCACAUAAAGCUUUUUAUUUUAAGAAUUUCAUUAAUUAAAAUAAAAUAAAUUUUGCUUUGAUGGAAAUUUUACAGCUCUCUGUUAUAGAAAUAAAUAAAUUGCCUCUCAGUACAUACUUAGCCAUAAAAAUUUCUGCUGAUAUGAAAAAUGCUGUAAAUGCUACUGAACAACUUUAUGGAACAGAUAUUUUAAUUCUUGCACGUCUCCUUCACCAUGUUUUAAAUUAUGAAAAUCAUCAGAGAGGUUUAAAUUUGACUCAUCGCCAAGAUAGAGACUUUAUUCAGAAUUUAGUAUUUUCAGCAAGUGCCAUUUUUGAACCACGUUAUUUUGAAGUCUGGGAGCGUAUUGCAACCAUUACAGGAGACGGACCAGAACAUCUCCUAUUAAUGUUCGAAAAGUAUGGACAAACACUAGUGUAUAAUCAAGGAGAUACAUUUACAAAACCUUUUGAAAUUGCAUCAAAAAAUAUGAUAUUUGGAUUAGAUACAAUUUCUACUGCAGAAUUAUGGGGUUAUUCUAUACUUCGAGAUAAUAAUAAAAACUCAACUUACUCAUUGCAUCCCGAACCAUCUGCAUAUUUAGAAAUAUUUCACGAAGACAGCGGUCCUUCAGUAAUUAUACCAAAAUAUAAUAAUUAUCCUGUACGCAAACACUAUGCAGAUGAUAUUACUCGUGCCAUAAUUCCCUUAAAAACAAUCGGUGUAAAGAGCUUAUUAGAUACAAAUAAUGCACGUCACAAUUCAAAUCAUAUCCCAAAAGAAGUAGCUGUAAUUUCAUAUCUUAUAUAUCCAACUAUGGGAGAAAUAUUGCCUAAAUUUUACGACGUGAUCAUCAGGCAAAGAUAUGGGAUCAAUUUGGGAGUUAGCUCUCCAAUCAUUACAUUAGUGGCCCAACCAUUGAAUCAGAGUUCUACUUUGAAUAGUCUCCUACAUAAUAUCCGAUUCCGAUUCCGUAUUCUCGAUAUAACUAGUCGUAGUAAUCCACAAUGUGUUCAUUGGAAUUUUGGAAUUGGUGAUCGAGGAAAAUGGUCAUCUAAAGGUUGCAAAGUAGAAGCUGUUUCUUAUGGUCAUCAUCCUUAUGUAAAUUGUAGUUGUGGUCAUUUGUCUAGUUUUUCAGUAUUGAUGGAUAUCACCGAUAGAGAAUUUUUAAUUGAAGAAUCAGUUGCUCAAGAUAUCGUAUCAUACGUUGGAAUAAUUAUAUCAUUACUAAUGUUAGCAGCUUCAUUUAUUGUAUUUUGCAUUCUUCGUGGGUUACAAACUAAUAGCAACACAAUUCAUAAAAAUCUAGUUGCAUGCUUAUUUUUUGCAGAAUUACUAUUCUUGGUAGCUCUUAAAUCUCGAAGGAAUUUAGUUCAUAAAGAGGUAUGUAUCAUUUUAAUUAAAUAUAUUUAUGAUGCUACUAACAUCCUUAAUGGCCUUAUCACAACUGAACAGUUUAAUAUGUUAGAGGCCGUAAAUCAAAUGAAAGUCAUCAAACAGACAGUACAGUGUCAGGGACUUUUACAAACGAGGGAGAAGAAGAAGAAGAAAAAAAGAGGUGGGGGGGAAGGGCAAAUUGAUGAAAGAAUAGUUUUCCCCGAAGACAACAGAAAGAGCUUUACGACAGCAAAAGUCUGA